AUGCCCCUAAAGUGGGCUGCGAGAAACAAGAAGCCACCAUCUGCGCCGCAGUCGUGCGCAAGCAAGCCGUCCAGUGCGUCGCAGUCAUCCUGCGUUGACGAGCGCAUCAGCGCGACGCCGCGGAGCUCGAUCUCGUCGAAUUCAAGCCCUAAUUCCAAAAAUAAUAUGUCGCGUCAUUCGCACUCCAAUGGAUCUGUUUACUCAGAUGAAACAACAUUGAAGACAGCCCAAACCCACUACACACAACAAGGCCAACAGGCAAAGCCGCAACAGCACACGCAGCAGCAGCAGCAGCAGCCACAGACGCCGAUGCAGUUACAGGUGCCGACGGGGCAAGCGCACAAGCGGACGCUGACAUGUGAGGACAUGAAGGCGGGUGCGCGCUGCGAGGAGCAGGUGUCGCCCUGCUCGCAGCCGGCGGGCUCGCCGGUGCGACGUGGAGGCGGGCUGAACGGGGAGACGUACGACGGGACUGUGUUUCGGCUCGGGUGGGUGAACAAGGCGCAGGGCGCAGCGCCGGCGCGCGAGGGGCGAUACAGCCACCAGCCAACAGCGUCACUGUCUUCGAUCGGAUCGGAGCGGCCGCACUUCACGGGAGGGGGGACGAGCGGGUACCAGUAUGUCGCGACUGCGUACCGGUUGCACCGUGCGCAGCUCAAGGGCUGCAUCCUGAAUCUGUACAAGUCGGGCCUGACGAAUGUGAAGUACUUCGACCCGGCGCUGGAGCCGAGCGCUGCGGCGCUGCAGAUGCACCAGGAGCGACAGGAGAUGCCCCUCCUGCAGCCGCCCCUCCCCUCCGAGGCUGUGCCGGCGCCUUCGAUCCUGGAGGCGUCCAUGGAGAGCGGCGAGCUGCGGCUGGAGUACCUGAGCGAGGCGUACCCUCAUCCGGACCUACAGCUGGACAAGAAGGACGGCAAGAUCCUUUCGGGGUCGCUGGAGUCGCUGUGCCACGCCGUGCUGUUCAUGCCCACGACUGACGCGAAACGGGUCACAGACAUCUUGUUGCUCCUGCCGCUCCUGGACGACUUCACGCGUGUCCUCAACUACUUCAACCUGUUCGGGAAGGUAUUUUCGAAGCACCACCCGGCGGGCGCGGCGGGAGCCGAUGACCUAAAUCAGAACUACAACAUCAGCAACGAGACAGACCGCCAAUUGACGCUGCGGCUAGCCACAGUGGUCCAGACAGUGCUGGACAUGUUCCCGGGCUUUCUGCUGGACGACAAGAUUUUCCAGUCCCUGGUGAUACUACUCGAUACGAUUUCCUUCCACGAUGAAGACACGUCGCAGGAGCUGAAGGUGGCGAUAGCGGAGAAACAGACGGUACUGGUCAAGCUGACCGGCUUUGCAAAUGAACCCAUCCAGUCCGCGAAACUCGAUGUUUUAAUAAAGGUGCAGAGCUUCCUGAAACUUGAUACCGAGAAGGUUGCCAACCAGAUUCACAAGAUCAAUCUAACCUUUAAUAGGGUAUGGAGCCCACAAGCCGAUUAUUCCCUACUUUACGACUCUCAAUAUACACAAAAGCACGUGGAACUAAACCCAUUGGUAUUUUUCAACGAUAAAAAUGUACAGUAUUUGAGUCGCUUAAUGGUGUCUCAUAUCUUCUGCGAAGAGACGGGAUUUACGCCGAAGAAACGAGCGGAGGUUUUGACAAAAUGGGUCCAAUUGGGAUGCAAGUUUGAGCGACUUGGGGACAUGGUCUCAUGGCUUGCAAUUGCGACAGUAAUAUGCUCCAUCCCCGUUUUACGCUUGACAAGGACGUGGCAAUAUGUGCCUGACUCUUACUUGAAGAUAAUUUUUAAGGAUUGGGUACCCACGAUUGUCCAGUUGGAUCGCAGGCAAAUGUCCUCCAAGUCGAUGAACAGUGUUUUCAUACUAGCCCCACCUAAUUUAAACGAUGCCUUUGUGAGGGACAAUGUGAUCCCUUACUUUGGCGACUUAGUCAUUCACUCCGAUGAUCUACCCAGAGACAGCAAGUAUAAGUACUUGGAGAAAAAGAUACGCCGCACAAAAAAUGCCUUUUACAAGUGGCAGCAGAGACUAGACCAGGCAUUUGCGCAGGAUAGAGAUUCUGCCAGUUCCUUUACGGACUCCUUGCAUCUUGACGAGGAGGAACAUGAUGUGGCAGAUUUCUAUCAGUAUUGGAGGUUUCACAUGAAUUUGCCACCAAUGAAUAUUGAAACAAUUAUGGAAAUGAGUUUAAAAAUGGAACCCCCUUCUAUUAAUCAACAGACUUAUUCGAAGACAUACUCAACGAGAAGUGCGCUCAUCAGUGGGGCUUAUUUGCCGACCUUGUUUACAACAUUGUUACCAUCAUAUUCCCUGUUUCCACAGGAACUACUGAUUGCAGCUGCAAGCACGCCAUCCACGAAAAAUAAUAACUCAUCUCAAGCCUCUAACCGGAUCAGCCAACUAUCUGUGAAUUCGACACCUCACUCAAAUGCCAGUUCGAGUUCCGCAGCGAGCGCUGUUACCGGAAUUGAUAAUAUCGAUGUGCCAAUUACAAAGGAGAUAUCAUCCAAGUUAUCAAACAAACAGGUUUUACUGAAGUUCAUUAGGGAUAUGUUCAACGUAGAUAUUAACGUUUUCCACAUAUCUGAUGAUGUUAUUUUCAAGUCCAUUCGUGAUUACGAAGCUAAAUCGAGGCCUACUAGUGUCGUUAUUGAAAGUCCCAAGCGGUUGUCGCUUCUUUCUUCGGUCUCUCCUGAUGUAUCUGCUGUCAGCAGUGCAUUGGAAAAUUUGGAUCUGUUCAAAAAUUUUAACUCCAGUUCUGAUGAUAUCGCCGAAUUUACCGUACAGGUGGUGUUGAAAUGUGCAAGCUUGGAAAAGAUUUUUGAUAUCUUGGUCUUAACAAGCCGGGUGUUCUCCAACCUCGUAACAACUACAGAUUUGGUUUCCUAUUUUAAUAGUGAAAAGGCAAGGCGGGAAAAGUCAGGCGCUCAACACAAUGGUCAGCACUCUAUUGGUUUGUUAGAUUUUGCAUUGAUUAGCCUAAUUAUGGAUAAUGAGCUCUUUGCAGAGACCUUUUUUAACAACUACAAAAGUUUUACGACGACGUUGUGCGUACUGGAAAACUUGGCAAAGAGAUUUAUCGGUGCGAAAUCCUCAGCCAUAUCUAUUAGUCUAAUCAAUAAGUUACGGAAUUCUGAAUCAUCCCGGCAGAUACCACCUUCUACUACCUCCAACCAGUUUUCAGCGAGUGGCAUCUUUAAGCCAUCAUAUGAUGAGCUUAAAUUCCCUGUCUGGGAUCUUAAGGUCACCAGCGUCGAAGGCUGUCCGCUAGACUACCUUGCAAAGAUUCAGAUCGGAGUAUUGGAAUCACUAUACCAUUUGAUUAGAGAGCAUUAUGCGGACUUCACCGAUGAUCUCGCUAACAACAAAACCUUUCUGGAUAUUCUGAAGAUCAUUAACCAGGAGGUUUAUGAUGAGUGGGACAAAAGAUUAGAUGACCUAAGGAAUAAUAAUAACAGUAGCCAGAAGAGGAAGAACAGUUGCGAUGAUAAUUCUAGUGCCAAGAUUACUUUCCAUGUUAAUGAUGCUCGACCUGAAAACUCCAAUGAGAAUAAGCGGGGUGCGGCGACGAAUUUGGGGGAUAGCUCCUUAGCAGCAUUGGAAAAACUUCAAUGUACAUUACAGGAUCUAUACGUGAAGAUUAAGUCCUCAUAUCAACGCCAAUUAUAUCGUCCAUUGGGCGUCACAAGAAAUUGCAGGAAAGUUCACGAUAUGCUGUGCCAAUUUCAGCCGCAGACUAGUAUGUCCGCUCUUAUCAUGAAUGGAUCUAGUGACACACUUGAUAAGAUGGUUACCGAAUUCCAGGCCCUGAAACACACCGAUUAUGAUGAUAUUAUUAAUUGGAUUUACAAAUUAGAUCAUUUUAUUACCUCGAAACUAAAGCUUGUUUCGAACCAAGACUGGAUUCAAGUGUCGCAAAUUUUAGAGUCUUUGUCGAAUGAUUCUCUUGUUGCUUUGUUCAAUUAUCCAUUGCAUGCGGAAUCUAAUAAUGUAAUUGCAAGUGGAAGUUCUCAGUUGGAUGAUCUUCAAAUUUUGGAUAUAUUCACCUGGUUAUCAACGCUUGAGAGUGGUUCAGCACACAUUAUUGAUAAGUUCCCUGCUAGCGUUCAGUUGAUAGUCAGACUGCAUUUGUCUCUGACUAAAUUUUUUACUGUGCAUAUUGCCCAUCUGCAUUCUACCUAUGAGGCCAGAGUUAAUACUUGUUCACUUAUCUUGGAGAUACUCAACUUUGUUCAUGUUAAGAAUGCCAAUGUUAAUUUAUUCCAUUCUGAUGAUGCUGGGGAGGGUUCUAUGGCCACAAUUUCGCCACAUGUCCCAUCUUUCAUCGAAACAGCCAUAGAAAACGCCAUCAUAAGUCCAGAAUCCCGAUUUUUUGAGGUUUCAUGGAAGCAAGCCUAUAAGACAAUAUCCGAGAAAGAUGAGAAGUUGACGUUCAUUGGAUCUGUGCUUACCGGGUUAGAUAAAUCGACGGCGCACUUUUUGGAUGCCGAUAACAGGCAGCCUGUUAGGCCCAAGAAUUUUUCGCCUUGCCCGGGUUGGUUUAUCUCUCGUCUGUUGGAGAUCACUGGCCUAGUUCCUAACAUGAGCAUUGAAAAUUCCAAAAUGAUCAACUUUGACAAAAGGCGAUUCAUCAAUAACAUAGUGAUAAACUAUCAAGACUUGAUUCCAAAUACUGAACAGCUUCCGUCUCAUGAUGAUGAAAAAUCCGCACAUCAAUUUGGGUCUAUCCUUUUCCAUUAUGGCACCGAGUCAUCGAUUAAGGCAUUUAGAAAAGCUAGUAAGGAGGCUGCUUCAAAUGAGGCAAGAAAAUUGAAGUUUCAAGCAAUGGGCUUGUUCAAUGAUAUCCUAGUCACUGAAGUCUACAAGGUGCAGAGAGAUCAAAAGAAACAGGAACAGUUAACCGUACAGGAACAUGAGGCAAAAAGAUCAGUCUUGAUUCAACACCCAAACAAAGUGUCUGUCUCUUCGGCUUCAUCUUCAGUCUCUGGGUCUUCCAGUGGCUCUACUGCUAGAACUUCUAAUCCUGCUCAUGCUGCUUACGCGUUAAAUAUGGCCGGGUCCUUAUCAAUUUCAGCUGCCAGACAUGGUAGAAGCUCUGUUUCAUCUAGGAGUUCGGUAAUAUCAAAUACCGCAACUGCUACUUCCCCAGCAAGUGGCGCUUCCCCAAACCAAACCAGCACCUCUCAUCAUGGGGGCAUGGGUAAAAAAAUUGGUGGCUUUUUGAGGAGGCCAUUCUCCAUCAGUGGAUUUACCUCGUCAUCCUCUCAAUAUACCACAACGUCAGUUGUGCUGUCUGGCGUCCAGGCUAACGGCUCUAUAUCCCCAUAUGAGCUACCCGAACUCACUUCCGAAAUACAAGAUACAAAGAUCGUCACUGUCAUCAAGACUUUUGAGAUCAAAUCGUGCAUCCAAAUCAACAACUACAGGCAGGAUCCUGAUAUGAUGCAUUGUUUUAAGAUUGUUAUGGAGGAUGGUACACAACAUACCCUUCAAUGUAUGGACGACGCUGAUAUGCAUGAAUGGAUGAAGGCCAUUACACUCUCUAAAAGAUACUCCUUCCAUUCUAAAAGAUUUAAGGGUAAAACAUCAAAUAAAAUCUUCGGUGUACCGGUAGAAGACGUUUGCGAAAGAGAAGGAGCGUUAAUACCCAAUAUUAUAGUGAAAUUGUUGGAUGAAAUCGAGUUGCGCGGGCUUGAUGAAGUGGGCCUAUAUAGGGUGCCUGGUUCCGUGGGCAGCAUCAAUGCACUCAAGAAUGCAUUUGACGAUGAGGGGGCUGUUCACAACACUUUUACGCUGGAAGAUGACCGUUGGUUUGAAAUAAAUACUAUUGCCGGGUGUUUUAAACUAUACCUCAGGGAACUUCCUGAAUCUUUGUUCACAAAUGAAAAGGUGGACGAGUUCGUUAAUAUCAUGACCGCUUACAAGAACCAUGAGGUUGAUCUAUCCCAGUUCCAGAAUGGUAUAAAGACGCUGCUGAGUACCUUGCCUGUUUUCAAUUACCAUAUUCUAAAACGGCUGUUCUUGCAUCUCAACCGCGUUCACCAGCAUGUUGAGAAUAACAGAAUGGAUGCUAGCAACUUGGCAAUUGUGUUUUCGAUGUCUUUCAUCAACCAAGAUGAUCUUGCCAGUACGAUGGGGCCCACUUUGGGUUUGCUGCAAAUGCUACUACAGCAUCUGAUUAGAAACCCAGAGCAUUACUUCACCUGA
This is a messenger RNA of Eremothecium gossypii ATCC 10895, 6216 nucleotides long. RefSeq names its product GTPase-activating protein BEM2 (gene BEM2). The coding region runs from base 1 to 6216 and encodes 2071 amino acids. The transcript has a single exon. Gene Ontology annotation, cellular component: cytoplasm. The record is from RefSeq and is marked provisional. Lineage: Eukaryota; Fungi; Ascomycota; Saccharomycetes; Saccharomycetales; Saccharomycetaceae. Gene Ontology annotation, molecular function: guanyl-nucleotide exchange factor activity. Gene Ontology annotation, biological process: regulation of GTPase activity; small GTPase-mediated signal transduction.